UUAUUGAGUUGUGUAUAAUGGCCACUGGGUGUUUUUAAUGACAGGCGGUUUUCUAGUGUAACAUUAGGGUUACAACAAUUUUGGGAACAACAUUUUGUAUAAUUAAAAAAAAUUGUAUUAUCUUGUUGAUUAUAAAAGCAAAAUAAAUACAAAUAACAAUGGAGUGUUUAAUUGGAAUUCAAUUUAAAGAUUUUGUGCUUGUUGCUGCUGACAUGACCACUGCACAAUCAAUAAUGGUUAUGAAAACCGAUGAACACAAGAUACACAAAAUAUCAAAUAAACUUGUUAUGGCUGUAUCUGGUGAGCCUGGUGAUGCAACACAAUUUUCUGAAUUUAUUAGUAAAAAUAUACAACUAUAUAAAAUGAGAAAUGGUUAUGAAUUAUCACCAAAAGCAGCAGCAACAUUUACAAGAAGAAAGUUGGCUGAUUAUUUGAGAUCAAGAACACCAUAUCAUGUUAAUUUAUUAAUGGCUGGAUAUGAUGAAGAAACUGGUCCAGAAUUAUUUUUCAUUGAUUAUUUGGCAUCAUGUGUUAAAGCACCUUAUGCUUGUCAUGGAUAUGGUGGAUUUUUUUCACUAACUAUUUUGGAUAGAUAUCAUCGUGCUGACAUGACUGAAGCAGAAGCAUUUGAUUUGAUGAAAAAAUGUGUCACUGAAGUACACAAACGUCUUAUUGUCAAUCUCCCAAAUUUCAAAGUUCAAAAAAUCACCAAGGAUGGUAUCAUUGACAUGCCAACAAUAACAGCACAAGAUUUAGCUGUUGAACGUGCUGCUAAUGCAUAAAAAAUAUAUUAAUAAAUAUUUUCACUUAUUUCUUUUUCUUAUACUUGUUUACAUUUGGAUUUCAUAAUUAAAUAAAAAAUAAAAUAAAAAUAUUCAAUAACAAUAAAUAAGUAACAUACAACACAUUUAAUAAUAAUUUUUUAUCUUUUUUUUUAUUAUUAAUAUUAUUAAUUUUAUGCAGAUUUUACGAGUUAUACAAUACGACUUUAAUUUAUCGUAGAAAUAAUAAUUUUAUAAAUUUUUAUUUCGAUGAAUUUCUAAACAUGACAUGAUUAUUUAAUGAUAAAUAAUUGUAAAAAAAUUUAGGAAGAUUUUUUUUUAAUUUUGUCGUUAAUUUGUGCGCUAGAUGGAAUUUAUUAACAUUUUUUUUUUUUUUUUCAACAUGUCAAUUAGUCAAGUCCAAGAUUAUAUAUGCAAAAACAAGAAAAUAAUUGUUUUUGAUUUUAUCAAUAGAUAAUCAGUCAAUUACACUAAUUUCCUUUUUUUUUUUUUUUUUUUUUUUAACAAUAAUUAUUUUAAAAAUGUCAAAAUGAAUACUGGAUUCACAAUAAUUGGUACAAUAUAAUUGUCGUAUUAUCUUUCUCUAGAGAAAAAUAAAUUUAACACAAAAAUCUCAAACAAAAAAAUAAUAAAUUGUAAAUGACUAACAAAAUGGGCAUAAAUUUUUAAGGUGCAAUGAAUUUAAUGAAAAAGAAAACUAAUAACAAAAUUUUGAAACGACACGUUUAUAAUUUUAAAUCAUCAGAAUCAUCGAGUGGAAUAUAAAAUACUAAACAUCUUGGCACUAAAUACAAAAAAAAAAUCAUCAGCUAAUAUUAAUUUUUUUUAGCAUUUUAUUUUUUUUCUUUUAUUUGAAAAUCUAUGUGUGUAUUUCGCGAGAUUCUGAUGGUGAAAAAAUUCAAUAGUUUUUAUUUCUUCUUUCUCAUAAAUAUUUAAUAUUUAUUAUAUAAAUAUUUUAUUUAUUUAAAUUGUGGAUAAAGUAUCUAAG
Messenger RNA from Aphidius gifuensis, 1770 nucleotides. It is a transcript of the gene Prosbeta4, whose product is annotated as proteasome subunit beta type-2. The coding region runs from base 159 to 782 and encodes 207 amino acids. Gene Ontology annotation, molecular function: peptidase activity. The transcript has 3 exons. Gene Ontology annotation, biological process: proteasomal protein catabolic process. Gene Ontology annotation, cellular component: nucleus; proteasome core complex; cytosol. The record is from RefSeq and is a predicted model, not a curated record. NCBI's taxonomy places the organism in Eukaryota, Metazoa, Arthropoda, Insecta, Hymenoptera, Braconidae.